Molecule: messenger RNA, 4788 nt
Organism: Scylla paramamosain (green mud crab)
Lineage: Eukaryota; Metazoa; Arthropoda; Malacostraca; Decapoda; Portunidae
Product: trans-1,2-dihydrobenzene-1,2-diol dehydrogenase-like
Exons: 8
Coding region: 1075-2085 (336 amino acids)
Molecular function (GO): nucleotide binding
Source: RefSeq, a predicted model, not a curated record
UGGAAAUAAGGCACUCCAGAAUCACACGCUUGUGACUUCACAUUUCACUUAGGAAAGAAAACAAGAAAAUAAGAGGGGCUUCAAAAAUUAGUUAUACGAGUAACUCGCCUAUAACGAUUUGAGUUAAUGAUUCUACGUAAAUCCUCCCUUGCAAUGCGUCCUGUUCUGCAUGACUUGACACAAAUCACGACCAUUAUGAUUUUGUCAACAUGAUACUAUUUUUGUGCCGUUUUCAUGAUACCGGCAAUACAUCACAGACAAUAAUCCUAAUAUGAUUCACUAACCCGAGAGUCAUAUCGUGCAUACAAACUUUUCUGCACUUUAUAUAUCUCCAACAGACCUUUAUUCAAGGCAGCACAUAUAGGCUUUUCAGAUUUGUCCCUCUUUAUGCAUUACCCAGCAGACUUUCACAGUAAUUACAGACAUACUCGUGAUCAGCUGUCAAGGAACAUACAGUUGCAUUCCCUUCCACUUGCUUAGCGUCUUCCUUCAGUCAUAAAUCUUCUAAUGUGGUGAAAAUCAGUUAGGUUUUAUAAAGGCAGUCAGCAGAUCACAGGACUUAAGAUUGAAGAAGGUACAGCACGGUGGAAGUGAAUGCGACAACUGAGAGAUAAAAACUAAUCAAAAGUGGACAGGGGCAGUGGACGGAGUAUUAUAUUAUAGUCAUUCCUGAGACAACCGUUUCUUUUCAACGAUUUCAUUUUUGUACUUGUAGCGCCGUUCGAUCUAUUGCAGCGAGAUGGCCCUCAAAUCUAAAGAUAAAUUCGUAUAUGUACAUGUUACAUCAUACAUAAUUUAUCAAUAAUUGUAAAUUCAGUCUGAAAUUAUGUAACAUCUGUGUGUGUUUUUAUGAUACCAAUCUCUGCGACUAUAAUUACACAACAUGUGUUUACAUAAUGUGUGUGUGUGUGUGUAUGUGUGUGUGUGACCUUGAAUAAACGAUGUCACAAGUGUCGGAGCUCUCGCCAGCACACACAGGCCGUGUCAGUGAGGCACCAACGGGCACAUAGUGAGUGGGGCCCCCUGCACUGGAGAGGCGACACCGACCUAACAAAAUAUUAAGCUGUCUGCAAUAUGGCCACCCGAUGGGGCGUCAUCAGCGCGGGGAGAAUAAGCAACGACUUCGUGUCAGCGAUGCAAGUUCUGCCAAAGGAGGAGCAUCAGGUGGCAGCCGUGGCCGCGCGCUCCCUGCAGGACGCCAAGAACUUCGCUACCAAGUAUGGCAUCGAGAAGGCUUACGGGUCGUACAGCGAGGUGGCCAAGGAUCCCAACGUGGACGCGGUGUACGUCGGAAACAUCCAGACCUACCACCUGCCAGUGGCCACUGAGAUGCUGAAGGCGGGGAAAGCAGUGCUGUGCGAGAAGCCGCUGUGCAUGAACGUCAGGGAGACCCGAGAAUUAGUGCAGACGGCGCGGGAGUGUGGCGUCUUUCUGAUGGAGGGUGUGUGGUCCAGGUUCUUCCCAGCAUACCAGGAGCUCUCCCGCAGGCUGCAAGACGGUGAAAUUGGCGAGGUGGUGCAGGUCACGUCGUCCAUUGGAUACAAUCUGAGUAAUUUGCCCAGACUUCAAGAUCUGGAGAUAGGAGGCGGCACAAUGCUGAAUAUCGGCACCUAUCCCAUACAAAUUGCUUCCCUGGCCAUGAAUGGAGAGAAGCCAGUGCAAGUGUUCGCCGCGGCUCAACUCAGCAACAAGGGCACAGAUCAGACAACCAGCGCCUGCCUCGUGUACUCUAAGGGGCGUGUGGCUAUGGUGUCCACGUCUAUUUCUGUCAACUUACCUUCCGAGGCGUUCAUAGUUGGCACAAAGGGUAUUAUUAAGAUUCCUAAGCUCUUUUGGUGCCCUGAAAUAAUUGAGGGUCCGUGGGGCAGAUCUUUACAUGCGUUACCCAAAACAUCCUACAAAUUCAACUGUACGAACAGCCAGGGACUGAUAUACGAGGCGAUGGAGGUGCGCCGGUGCCUCAAGGAAGGGCUGCUGGAGAGCCCCGGGAUGUCCCUCGCUGAGUCUAUCACUCUAGCGGAGAUCACAGAGGAGAUUCGUAAGCAGGUGGGGGUCGUGUAUCCUCAGGACCAGGUACAUUUCUAGCUACUGAAAAGACCAUGAUUAAAAUCAGUUUGCCGAAGGCUUCUGCAAGUUAGGUUCCCCUGAUCUUUUUCCACGAUCUGUCUGUUGUGUUGCAAAUAAAAACAAAUAGAUAGCAAAUGUAGUAUGGUAUUAGCAAAUGCAAAGUAGUUUGCGUUGGCGAAGGAAAUCCAUUCUAACAGGUACACAAUAGGAAAUGAUGCUCUAGUAAGAUUGUGAAAAGAUUCAUGAGUAUUAGUUAGCUCAAAUGCUCGUCUAGAAUCAGAAUUAGUCGUUAAGUAAUACUUCCUAGGUAAUAUUGAAGUUAUGUUUGGUACUGGUCAGACGUGUGUGUGUGUGUGUGUGUGUGUGUGUGUACCACUGUGUUCACUGUGGCCGUCGGUGUGAGGCAGGGCUCACCUACUAGUUGCCUAUUGUUUAUACUAUACGUGAAUGACUUAAUUAAACUAAUUAAAGAAAACUGUCCGGAUGACGGCUUUUUAAAGUGGCUCCAUCUUCUCAUGUUGAUGGACGGCACAGUUUUACUUUCCACAACUCAAGCCAGAGUGAAAGAGAAACUUUCUUUAAUGAAACAGUAUUGUGAUGCAUAUAACGUGAGAGUGAACUUAGCAAAAACUAAAUUUUUCGUGGUGAGUGGUGCGGCAGCGGGUAGGGAGCCAAUAAUCGUGGAUGACCUGAUAAUGGAAUGGUGCGUUAUGUAUGUGUACCUGGGAUCCCCAUUUACACUUGAUGGAUCAGUUUUCUCCGUUGUUAAGGCACAUGCAGCGAGAAAAUGAAAGAUAUUAAAUAAGUUCAUUUUAUCUGUUAAGAAAAAUAGCGAUGUACCCUUUUUAGUAAAAAAAAAAAAAAAAACGUAUCUUUGACGCAUGCCUCAUGUCAUCAUUAUUAUGCGGUUGUGAGUCCUGGCUUAAUGCGGAUUUAAUAAACUGUCAAUAAACUGUACCACUGGACUUCGAAGAGCCUCCUUGAUGUCAGGGGAAGCACGUGUAAUGACAUUUGUUAAUUAGAGUCGGGAUGUCGUCCAUUAACAGCGCUUGUUAAGAAAAGGCAAAGGGACUUUUUUCAAAGUAAAUGAGAAGAAAGGGAGGCUAUGAACGAUGAUCCAUUUGUCUUUGCAGUUAAAUCCGUACUCAGUACUAGAAUGAACACGAGGCCACACGUAACACACUUGCUACACGAGAACCCCGAUGACAUCCAAAUAGGGUGGGAUGAAUUAAAAAUAAUGUACUUGAUUCCAUAUCAUCAAGGGGAUUAACAUAUAGGACUAUAAUGAACCCCAGUCUGGAAGUACAUCCCAUAUAUGUAACUAAACAUAAUAUAAGUAAACGUCACAGGGUAGCAUUUACUCGGUUUCGUGUCUCGGCGCACUCUCUGGCACUGGAGGUAGGCAGGUGGAGUAGGAGGGGGUUAGGCCAGCUCCCACUGGCAGAGAGGCUGUGUGUUUGUGGUGACGUACAGACCGAGGUGCAUGUGAUCGAGAGCUGCCCUUUGACGCAGCACAUACGAGACACAUUUAGCUUGUCAUCUAUUAAUUACGAGUAUAUGUUCUCUGCAAAUCACGAUAACAGCCUUGUAUGCACUAUCAUCUGGCAGGUUUUAGAAAUUUACAAAGAUUGAGUGUUAGGAAUAUCCAUCAUUUUAUACUUAACUAUUGUUUCAGUCAAAUGUUCUAUUUUUCUUCAGAUGAUUUAUUAGCUAUUUAGGUAGUUUCUUAUUGUAUAUCUUUAUUAUUUGUAUUCCAUUUUACCACUGAACUGUAUUUUUUAUAUUCUUUUACCGUAUUGUAUUGUAUUUCAGUACUAUAUUGUUUUUUUUUUGUGUUUUGUUAACGUAGUGUAUUGCCUUGCAUUUUAUUACUGUACUGCUUUUAUAUUCAUCUAUCGUAGCGUAUUGCAUGAUAUUCUUCUAUAAUAUUGUAUCUCUGUAUUCUUUUAUCGUAAUGUAUUGUAUAGAAACAUUGCAUUAUUGUAUUUUGAAUUCUUUUAAAUCCUAUUUUUAGUUUUUGUUUUAGUGUCUGCUAUUUUGUAGCGGACCGACAGCGUCAUUGCUUAUUGGAUAUAUAAUAUGUCAAGCUUUGUAAUUUUAUGAUUCUGUUGUGGUCAAUAAAAUAAUAAUAAUAAUAAUAAUAAUGUGUGUGUGUGUGUGUGUGUGUGUGUGUGUGUGUGUGUGUGUGUGUGUGUGUGUGUGUGUGUGAAGGAAUUUUUAGAUGUAUAUUAAAUACAGUAUGGAAACCUUAUGUAAAUGCAAAAUAUCCGACCGUUCACUGAUCGGUUGAUUAAUAAAACGCAGGAAAUAUAAUUCAGGUGAGUUAAACAGGUUCUUAGUUCCACACUUCAUAUUGCACAGAUAGUACAUAGUGACACGACCGAAACAAAUGAAAAAUUUAUUUUAAUAUGCGUCGAAAAUCAUACAUGCAUUUAUGGAGCUUGUGAAAAUUUGCUGUAAUAGGAAAUGAUAUAAUGAUACUUAUUUCGGGAAACAAUUGGUCUUUGUGACAGUGACAACUGAAAAAAAAACCUUAAGUGGUUUAAUGAAGGCAUAGAAGAGUAAAAAAUACAUACCAACUAAAGAAUGCGUUCUUUUACUUGAAUAUUUACACAAAGGGAACAAAUAGUACUAAAACAUUCACUCCACUUGAUCGAGAUGGAACUGAGAGAUUAACUGAUGUGCACCUCGGGGAUGUGAAUGUCUGGGGUGAACCUAUUG